ACGGUUUCGCCGCUUUGAAUGCGGGCAAGUUAAGCCACGAUGGCCUUGGUGAAAGGCUAGCGUUACUCAGAACGGGAAAUCCCUUGAACACGAAACCUUAAGGAAUUUGGCAGACACCCAAUCAUUUUUAUUACAAUAUGUAAAUGACAUUGCUCUUGUUCGUGGUACGGUGAGAACAUACAUGUACAUAUACCAGCAGUACGCCCACGCAUCAAGUACAGUGCAGUAUGUGUUCUGCUGUUGAACCUCACACAGCGAACAUCAUGGCGGAAUUCAAGCAUCGUGGAGUCUUUGUCUGGAGCUUGCUGCUGACGUUACUGUACGCGGCAAACGCACAACUGUCUUCGUUGGAGGAGGCAGGGGAGAAUUUUGUGGACAACUACUUUCAUAAUGACGUGCAGGACACAGUCCACGAUGUCGUAUCCCUCAGCGUUGGUGUGAUCAUUGCCAUCGUCGUGGGCUGUAUCUUGCUCCUGAUCUCAUGCAUUUGCUGCUGCUACUGCUGCUGCUGCAGGAGCCCUCCUCCAGCCCAGCAGACAGUCAUCGUCGCCCAGUCCGCACCAGCGCAGUCCACCGUGGUCGUAGCUCAAGCUCCCCAGGCAGUGUACAACCCCCAGCCCAUGGGUCCACCGCCCAUGCAACCACCGGUCGGCUACGGGCAACCACAGGCGGGCUAUGACGGGCCGCCACCCUACCCGGGCCAGCAGACGGGAUACGGUUACGCCAAACUCUAAAUUUGCCACCCAGAGCUGCAUGCAUGUUAAUUUUGCUCGUUUUCCAUCGGGAUCCACUUUUUAAUAUCCAUUUUUAUAAGAGGGAACUAAAUGGAAUUAAGAUCAAAAAGACGAAGCAGCUAAUUUCGUUUAUGCAGUGUAGUUGACUGUGAUAGUUAGUCAGUUACUAUACCCAAUUGGCGAUGCCAACUUUUUAUGUUUUUCUGGUCAUUUAUUCACCAAAUAAGUAAUUUUUAAUUACAGCAUGACUUGUGGGGUUAAGGAGUCCUUUCAUAAUUCUUAAAUAUAAUUUUUACUAUAUAUUAAUACAUUAAAGUUAUCACACUUUUGCUUUAGCUUUUUUAAUACAUAGAAUACAUCCAUGAUUUAAUCUGAUUGAUAAGAUUCUUGACCUUGGUUAAUCAUCAAGUGUCUUUUGGUUACUUUCAUCUCGAUAGUUAGAAAAUAUCAGAUGACAAUUUUAUUUGGUUAAAGACCUGUUGACGAUAUGCCUAGUCAACUACCAAAACGUUUUAAUUCAAGUAAUUAUUGUCGUGAGCUUUAAUCAUAAUAUUUAAGUCAACCUUUAUCUGUCAUUUCCUUUGAUCUUCUUUUUCCUCGCAUACUCAUUGCAACUUAAAGAUAUAGUCCAUCAUUU
Patiria miniata (bat star) is the source of this 1371-nucleotide messenger RNA. Its product is annotated as protein shisa-5-like. NCBI's taxonomy places the organism in Eukaryota, Metazoa, Echinodermata, Asteroidea, Valvatida, Asterinidae. The coding region runs from base 228 to 734 and encodes 168 amino acids. The record is from RefSeq and is a predicted model, not a curated record. The transcript has 2 exons.